Molecule: messenger RNA, 1498 nt
Organism: Spinacia oleracea (spinach)
Lineage: Eukaryota; Viridiplantae; Streptophyta; Magnoliopsida; Caryophyllales; Amaranthaceae
Product: putative F-box protein At1g33530
Exons: 2
Coding region: 82-1305 (407 amino acids)
Molecular function (GO): protein binding
Source: RefSeq, a predicted model, not a curated record
AUGUAUCUAGUGGGACAGGACAAGUUGAGCAAGAUAACGGAGAGAGGGAGUGAAUCCGUAGUACUUCGUAUGUAGCUGCCAAUGGAAAUAAUGGGGGAGCCAAUAGGAAUGCAUCAUAAAUCAGAAAACUAUAGUGAUAAAAUAAAAGUUAAUGCAUUAUUUCUUCAAAAAAUAAUGGACCUCCCUCAUGAUCUUAUACUACAUGAUAUUGUUACAAGGCUACCCAUCAAAUCCAUACUCCAAUACAAGUCAGUUUCCAAACAAUGGUAUUCUUCUAUCUCAUCUUCGUGUUUUGGUAAUGCUCAUUUCAAAUCAUCAUCUCCAAAUCAUCUCCCUUUUUCGUGUAUAAACUCUGUUCUUAUCCAAUCCAAGAAUGGUUAUUUUCUAUAUUCCUUUGAUGAAGAUAAAGGAGAAAGAGAAUCAUGUACUAAUAAUGUUGAUUAUGAGAAGGGUUUGUUUAGAUUAGAUAUUGAUUUUGAUGAUGAGAUUAGUCUUAUUGGUUCAUGUAAUGGGUUAGUAUGCUUCUAUUCUUUGUCGGGUUACUUGAUUGUUUUGAACCCAAUUACACACCAAAAGACUAAGUUUAUGUACCCUUUAUUGGAGGGUUUUCGAGAUUUCAGUUUUGGGUUCGGGUAUGUAUCUUUGAACAAUGAUUUUAAAAUUGUUAGAAUCAGUGAAUCCGAGGAAAAAAGAGGGAUAAUCUUAGUUCAUGUUUACUCAUUAAAAACUCAUAAAUGGAAACAAGUUUAUGAUGAGAGGAUUAUUCAUGGGUAUUCCCUACAUAGGAAGCCUACAUUGAGUGGAGUUUUGGUUAAUGAGACUCUAUAUUGGAUCAUGUAUGAAAAAGGGCGUAUUGAGAAACAAGGCGUUUUGGGGUUUGAUUUGGUCCAAGAAAGGUUCAAUGAAGUUAGCGGUUUGGUCCCUAGUGACUCUUAUUUAAGCUGUUUUCGGUUCCUUGGUUGUAUGGGCGGGUUCUUGGGUAUGGGCCGGGUCACCAACCGUGGUGAUGUGAGUAUAUCGGUUUCAAAACAGAAUGGACAGAUUGAAUAUAUUGGACUUUAUAGGGAUAUGAAUCUAAGUUCUUGUUGUUCUGUAACUGGAUUUACCAAAUCUGGUAAGUUUUUCAUUCAAUUAGGUGAUCAGGAGUUAGGAUUAGUUGAUCCUAACUCUUCGCCUAAGAAGUAUACUCGGGUUGUUAGAUUUGGAAAUCAAGGUAGUAUUCGUGUGUUGAGUUAUACUCCGAGCCUGAUCUCCCCUUCUACAGGAAAGGCAAUAUCGAUAACAUGGUUGGAGACUUGGAGUUGAAGCUGAGAUUGGUGGACUGACAUUGAAGUUACUUCAGAGAAUGAAGAGCUUAAUUGUUAAUUUAUGUGUUAUUAAAGUAGUUGAUCUGAAUUGUAUUUUGGGCGUAUAACUUCUGAUUCUGUUUAUAUAUUGUGGAUUUAGUGGUGCACUAUUGAAAACAAGAAAGCUCAUAGACUGAAUACAAAAACUUAUA